Bacillus rossius redtenbacheri is the source of this 22161-nucleotide messenger RNA. Its product is annotated as extracellular matrix-binding protein ebh-like. The record is from RefSeq and is a predicted model, not a curated record. NCBI's taxonomy places the organism in Eukaryota, Metazoa, Arthropoda, Insecta, Phasmatodea, Bacillidae. The transcript has 14 exons. The coding region runs from base 117 to 22016 and encodes 7299 amino acids.
CGACUCUUAAUGAUGGAGAAUCUUCAAUUAUAUGUUGCAAAGAAUUUAAGCGGCUUGUUGAAGCAUGUUCUUCAACUUCUCAGCAAAAUAUCACAUGCAAACAAAGUCUCCAAGAAAUGGAAACAGCAUACAACAGACUGAGAAAUGAUAUGGAGGGAUUGAAGGGACAAGAAGACUGCAAAAAUUAUCGUCUUAGCGAACUGACCUUCGAGAACGAAACUUUGCGCAAAGACUUGAACGACCGCGACGCAGAAUGCUGCGCCAUGAAGAGACGACUGAAGAAACGAGACUCAGAAAUAUGUAAUUUGAAGACACUAUUGACUAACCACGAUGGCGCCCUGAUUGUGCUGAAGAAAAAAUAUGCUAUUGCAACUGCAAGAGUUCGUGAAGCAGAAAUUGAACACUAUCUAAUGAAACACGCACUAUUGACUUUGUUGGAAGAGCUAAAAAUAACAAAGAACCAACCAGCUGAACAAGAAUUUCAAAAUGUUCUCUCAAAAGUAAUGAAUGAGGAAGGAAUGAAGUCAACAUACACAGAAAGUGAAAUUAACAGCCUGGAUGAAAAAUUCAUGUAUACACAACAUGAGCUUGAUGCAGCUGGAACCAAGAGUGACCACAAGAAAAUGUCUUCGGACCUACCAGAGAAUAUUUGUACUAAAAAAUUGGAAACAUUAAAUUACACUGAAACAGAUUUUAUUGAGAAGGAACACCGAUUGUUGGAGAAAAGCGAAGGAAUAACUAAGCUACUCUAUGAAAUGAAAGCUCAGUUAAUUCACGCUAUCGGCCUUUUAAGCGAAACUGAGACCAAUGUUUUAAAUUCAAAACACGAAAUGCGUAAUCAAAUGUCGGAGAAAUCCAACGAUAAUCAAAACAUGAAGGAGCUAGAGUUUAUUUUGCGUGAAGCUCAGCAGAAAUAUCAUGAAGCAAACAGACAGUUGGAAGAAGUAAAAUUGAAGUCGAUUCAUACAAAAAGUGAACUUAAUGUGUUUGAGGAAGAGUGCAUUUCUACGAAUGACAUGCAGCCUCAACUAAGUAAAAAAACACCCUUGAACAUCGAAAAUUUUGCCUUCAAAAUCCAAAAUGAACACGCCACAGGGGCCACAGUAUUUAGUGAGCUGAAAAAUGUUAGCUUAUUAGAAAGAGCUCAGAUGGCCAAAAUAACAAAUGCUGAAGAAUUCUCCAGAAGAAUGGAAAAUGAAUUAGAAUCCACUAGAACAGAACUAAAUGAUGCCAAACAACAGCUCAUGUGCAAAAAUGUGCAACUUUUGAUCAUUGACUCAGAGUUUAAUUCUUUAAAAAGAAAACACGAUGAACUAGAACUUGAACUUACUCGACUUAAACAAACACUUAAACAAGAAGACCAAAUUAAAGGUGUUGAUACCAUCAAUAAAGAUGUCAUGAUUUAUAACCGAACAGACGAAGAAGAACCUAAAACAACUAAACGUUUGUGCGACUUAAGAACUGAAAUCUAUGAUUUUGAAAGUAAAACUACUGAACUAAAAGAACAGCGUUCUCGUACAGAUGAGGAACUGGACCUGUUAACCACAGAACUUAAUUGCAAAAUGACAGAACUCAAGAGAAAAGAAGACGAGUAUAAUGACAUAAGGCAAAAACUUGAAGUAAGGGAUAAUGACUAUGCCCACAUAAAGAAGCAACUUGCAGAAAUAGCAUUAGCCUGUGAUGCCGCAGCAAAGGAGCUAAUCGAAACCACAAGCAAGUAUGAUUACACAAGCAGAAAACUUGCUAAACUAAAAAAAGAGUACCGUAACAUUACGCAGCAGUUAGAAGAAAUUAAAGCGGAACGCAAAAUUGUAUUGGCUGACUUAAAAACACUUCACGCAGAGCAAGGAAAUGAAAACAAUGAACUAAACGACUUAAAAUAUGUAUUAAGUGAUACAAAGGAACAAAUAAAUUGUACCCAAACCGAAAUUCUCGACACUCAAAAACACCUUAGUGAGAAAAAAAAUGAAAUGAAUUUUGUAAAACAGAUGUUAGAUGAAAUACAAAAUCAGUAUGCCGCUACGAGAAAUGAACUUGAAAACAGAGUAGCACUUUUGAUGAUUUUGAAGAAAAAAAUGUGUGAACUAAAAAAAGAAUAUCGUUUAAUUAACGAAGAGUUUGUACAUAUUGAAACUGCAUACACGAGCAAAACAUGGGAAUUAAAUAAAUUAAAUGUGGAAUAUCUGAAGACAAAUGAGGACAUGCAAAAGUUAAACAUAGAGCAUGAAUGUGCAAAGGAACAGUACGAUAACCUUAAAGCAGAAUUAUCUCACAUUAAUGAGCAGCUUAUUCAUCUUGAAGCUUCGUUCAAGAAUAAAACAUAUGAAUUAAGUAAAUUUAAAGAAGAAUAUUGUACGACAAUUCGAAAUUUACAAUGGAUAAAAAUCGAUUAUGGUCGUGCAAAGGAACAGUACGAUAAUCUUCAAACAGAAAUAUCUCAUAUUAAUGAGGAGCUUGUUCAUCUUGAAGCUGUACACAAAAACAAAACAUACGAAUUAAAUAAAUUUAAAGAUGAAUAUUUUAAGAUGAGUGGUGACUUGCGCAGGGUAAAAACAGACUAUGGCUGUGCAAAGGAACAGCGUGAUAAUCUUCAAACAGAAUUAUUUAACAUUAAGGAUGAGCUUGUUCAGCUUAAAGGCACAUACACGAACAGAAGAAAUGAAUUAAGUAAAUUUCAAGAAGAAUAUUUGAAGACAAACGGAGACUUGAACAACAUAAAAGGAGAGCAUAACCGUGCAGAGGAAAAACAAGAAACUCUUCAAAAUGAACUAUUUCACAUUAACGAGGAACUUGUUCAACUUGAAGCUUCAUACACGAACAAAAAAAAUGACUUAAGUAAACGUCAAAAAGAAUAUUUGAAGACGAUUGAAGACGCUUACAAAAUAAAAACAGAGCAUGAAAGUGCAGAGGAACAACAUUCUACUCUUCAAACAGAACUAUUUCACAUAAACGAGGAGCUUCUUCAACUAGAAGCUACAUGCACAAACAAAACUUGUGAAAUAAAUAAAUUAAAAGAAGAUAUUUUGAAAAUGAACGAGGAUCUUUACCAGAUAAAAACUAAGCAUGACGGUGCAAAGAAACAGCUCAAUAUUCUUCAUAAUACAUUAGCUAAUGUGAAUAAACAAGUCUUGGAGAGUGAAAAUGAGCUCCGAAGUGCACAGAACUAUUGGAAUAAGUUGCAGACAGAACUUCACGCUACAACGAACCAACUUGCGCAGGCAGUACCUAAUGAUGUCAAUGUAAUACAGGAUGUAUCUACCGAAUUACAUCAAGAAUCGAUUCAAGGAAAAAAUAUUAAUGUAAAUAGGGCAACCGAUUUCCAGCAGAAAGAAAAUGAAAUAUCAUGCAAAAAUAAAUUAGAAGAGUGUUUAAGAAAAAAUACGUCUCGUGGAAACGAACUAGAAAAGCCAGAAGAAAAUAUUUACGAUCUUACUGAAAAUAUAUUCAAACCAGAAUGUGAACUCCAAGAAAUAAAACCACAUUAUAAUAAGAAAAAUAGUGAGGUAACAGAGGAUCAGGAAACAAAAACCCAAAUAAAGUUACUUAAGUCAGAAUUGCUUAUACGAGAGAAGGAAAAUAGAAAACUAAUUUCUUUUAUAUCUAUACUUAAAAACAGAUUAAAACAGUACGAUACAGAAAUUACAACUGCAACUGUAUCAGAGUGGAAUAAACUCCAAAACCAGUCUUCGAAUAGUUUUGAGCUUCAGGCGAUGGAGUUAGAGGUUCUAGGCAAUAAACUUGAACAAAUGGGGAAAGAGCUAAUAAAUACUCUUGAAUGGGCAUCGCAAAUGGAGACACCACAAAUAGUACCAACAGAAUUGAUAGAAACUUUGACUGAACAGUUAAAUAUCGACCGAUCCGAAAUGACUAGGGCUGAACAGUACGAUUUACUUGGUUUCAUCCAGUGUUCUAUUUCGGGUAUUUUGCUUGAUAUAGCUGAUCACUUUUCCAGCGAAGAAGCUUUAAGGAAUGCAAUUUCAAACAUUGGAUCAGCUCAAUGUAAUGUCGAACAAUUACAAGGAAAAUUUGAUGAUGUCGAAUUAGAUUAUGAAAAUCUCUUGGCACAGCUGAUUAAGGUUUGUUCGGAAAGGGAGACACUUCAAAAGUGCAUCAGUCAUUUAAUAGUGAAACUAGAGCAAACAGAAAUUUGUCUAGCUAGAGAAACUGAAGCCAGAAAACGAGCAGACUCAUUUAUUCUUCAAAUAAAUAAUCAACAAGGUGAAAAGCGUGCGCAUGGAGAAUGUGACAAUCAGAUCCCGUUUAUGGCCAAAGAUUUUCCUGAACAUGAAGAACUGGAAAGAAGAAACAAAAAGCUAGCAAAACAAAUGAUGGAUGCAUCGGUAUCCGAGCAAGAAAAAAUUCCAUCAGAUAAACUAAAUGUGACUAUGAAAUAUAUAUUACCACAUGAGGGAAAUGACUUGAAUAAUAGAACAUUUGGUACAUGUGAAAAUAAACUAGAACAGGUAACCAGAAAUAUAGAAGCUGACAGACAAAAUGCAGAAAUAAUCCAGAACAAUCUAUUAGGUGAAAUUGAAGAUUUAAAAAGAAAACUCACUCUAGUGAUAGAAGAAAAAGACAGAUAUCGGUUGAUUGCAGAUAUUAUUGAAGAUAAACAGGAAGAGCUUCUUGAAGAAUCUUUAACAGACGAAGGCACAAAGGAAUAUGAUAUUAAAGGUAUAGAAGAUUGUAAACAGAGACUCAAGCAACUGACUAAAUAUUUAAAAUUAGAAAAGUUAAAAGCUAAAGAAAUACAUAACGAUAUCAUUGAAGAUAAAAAGGAUAAGCUUCUUGACGAAUCUUCAACUGAUGAAGAUAUUAAUGAUUUCGAUACUAAAGGUACAGAAGAAUGUAAGCAGAAACUUAAGCAACUGACUAGAUAUUUAAAGUUGGAAAAGUUGAAAGCUAAAAUAAUACAAAACAAUCUUAUAAAUGAAAUACAAGAUUUGAAAAGAAAGCUAUCUAAAAAAACAGACGAAAAAGAAACGCAACCUUUAUAUGCCGAUGCCAUACAAAAUAAUAUAAUAAAGACUCCAAAAUAUUUGUCUUCAGAAGAUGUCAAGAACUUGGAAAACCCGGAAUUACAAGAGUGCAAAAAGAAACUAGAAGAAAUUACCCGAAUUUUAGAAGCUGGAAGACCGAAUAACGAUGCAAUAAAAAUUCAAUUUUUAGCAAAAAUAAAAGAAUCAGAGAUACAUUUCCCCCAAAAUAUAGAAUACAGAGAAAACAACCAUUUAAUUACAGAUGACAUUGAUACUGUCUUCAAAGAAAUUGAAGAAAAAUCAGCAUCAGAUGAAGAAUUUAUGGACUUGAAUAAAACAGAAUUAAAAGAAUGCAAACUCCGACUAAAACAAGUGACUCAGUAUUUUAAACUCGAAAUGCAGAAUGCCCAGGAAGUUCAAAAUAAACUUUUAAAGGAAAUAGAAGAUUUAAAAAGAAAGUUGUCUCAAGUAAUAGGAGAAGAAGAAAAGUUCCCUUCGGAUACACAUGCAAUUAAAGAAAAACCGCAAGAUGAUUCAAAAGAAGAACAUGAGGAAGAAAAGUUCCCUUCGGAUACACAUGCAAUUAAAGAAAAACCGCAAGAUGAUUCUAAAGAAGAACAUGAAGAAGAUAACUUCCCUUCGGAUACUCAUGCAAUUAAAGAAAAACAAAAAGAUGAUAUAAAAGAACAUGAUGAAGAAAAGUUCCCCUCGGGUACUCGUGCAACUAAAGAUAAACAGUUAGAUGAUUCAAAAGAACGACAUGAUGAAGAAAAGUUCCCCUCGGAUACUCGUACAACCAAAGAAAAACUGCAAGAUGAUUCAAAAGAACAACACGAUGAAGAAAGGUUCCCCACGGAUACUCGUGCAACUAAAGAAAAACAGCAAGAUGAUUCAAAAGAACAACAUGAUAAAGAAAGGUUCCCCUCGGGUACUCGUGAAACUAAAGAUAAACAGUUAGAUGAUUCAAAAGAACAACAUGAUGAAGAAACGUUCCCCUCGGAUACUCGUACAACCAAAGAAAAAUUGCAAGAUGAUUCAAAAGAACAACACGAUGAAGAAAGGUUCCCCACGGAUACUCGUGCAAUUAAAGAAAAACAGCAAGAUGAUUCAAAAGAACAACAUGAUAAAGAAAAGUUCCCCUCGGGUACUCGUGCAACUAAAGAUAAACAGUUAGAUGAUUCAAAAGAACGACAUGAUGAAGAAAAGUUCCCCUCGGAUACUCGUACAACCAAAGAAAAACUACAAGAUGAUUCAAAGGAACAACUUGAUGAAAUGUUCCCCUCGGAUACUCAUGCAAUUAAGGAAAAACAGUUAGAUGAUUCAAAAGAACAACACGAUGAAGAAAGGUUCCCCACGGAUACUCGUGCAACUAAAGAAAAACAGCAAGAUGAUUCAAAAGAACGACAUGAUGAAGAAAAGUUCCCCUCGGAUACUCGUACAACCAAAGAAAAACUACAAGAUGAUUCAAAGGAACAACUUGAGGAAAUGUUCCCCUCGGAUACUCAUGCAAUUAAGGAAAAACAGUUAGAUGAUUCAAAAGAACAACACGAUGAAGAAAGGUUCCCCACGGAUACUCGUGCAACUAAAGAAAAACAGCAAGAUGAUUCAAAAGAACAACAUGAUAAAGAAAGGUUCCCCACGGAUACUCGUGCAAUUAAAGAAAAACAGCAAGAUGAUUCAAAAGAACAACAUGAUAAAGAAAAGUUCCCCUCGGUUACUCGUGCAACUAAAGAUAAACAGUUAGAUGAUUCAAAAGAACGACAUGAUGAAGAAAAGUCCCCCUCGGAUACUCGUACAACCAAAGAAAAACUGCAAGAUGAUUCAAAAGAACAACACGAUGAAGAAAGGUUUCCCUCGGGUACUCGUGCAACUAAAGAUAAACAGUUAGAUGAUUCAAAAGAACGACAUGAUGAAGAAAAGUUCCCCUCGGAUACUCGUACAACCAAAGAAAAACUCCAAGAUGAUUCAAAAGAACAACUCGAUGAAGAAAGGUUCCCCACGGAUACUCGUGCAAUUAAGGAUAAACAGUUAGAUGAUUCAAAAGAACAACAUGAUGAAGAUAAGUUCCCCUCGGUUACUCGUGCAACUAAAGAAAAACAGCAAGAUGAUUCAAAAGAACAACAUGAUAAAGAAAAGUUCCCCUCGGGUACUCGUGCAACUAAAGAUAAACAGUUAGAUGAUUUAAAAGAACGACAUGAUGAAGAAAAGUUCCCCUCGGAUACUCGUACAACCAAAGAAAAACUGCAAGAUGAUUCAAAAGAACAACACGAUGAAGAAAUGUUCCCCUCGGAUACUCGUGCAACUAAAGAUAAACAGGUAGAUGACUCAAAAGAACAACAUGAUGAAGGCAAGUUCCCCUCGGGUACUCGUGCAACUAAAGAUAAACAGUUAGAUUACUUAAAAGAACAGCUUGAUAAAGAAAAGUUCCCCUCAGAUACUCGUUCUGCUAAAGAAAAAUCGCAAGAUGAUUCAAAAGAACAAAAUGAUGACACAAAUAAGUUAAUAGCUAAAGAACUAAAAGAGUGCAAACUGAAACUAGACGAAACCACUCGCUUUCUGAAAGAUGAAAGGAAGAAAACUGAAGUAAUAAAAGACAAAUUUUUAGAGAAAUUAACAGAAAUAAAGAAAAAAAUACCUCAAAUAGAAGAAGAUAAAAGUAUGAAAUCGUUAUUCACAGACAUAAUAGAAGAUUCAGCAAAAUAUAUUGCGAAAGUACCAGAAUCAGAUGAAAUAUUAAAAGAUGGGGCAACUAAUGAAUUGGAAACAUGCAAACUUCAACUACAAAAAGUGACAAGGUAUUCAGAAGAAGAAAGGCAUUACGCAGAGUUAAACCAAAGCAAACUUUUACAUGAAAUAGAAGACCUAAAAGAAAAACUAGCUGAAGCAAUAAAAAAAAUUGACAGAUGUCGUUUUAUACAAAGUUCCUUAACAAUAAAGCCCGAAGAGACAUUUAAAGAAUCAGUAUCAUAUGACAAAGUAGAAGACUUGACAAGUAAAGAUUUAGAUAUGUGCAAACUAAAGUCAGAAACCGAAAGGCAAAAGGCUGAGUUAAUUCAAAGCCAACUUUUGGAAGAAAUAGACAAUUUGAAAAGUAAGUUGGCCCUAGCAACAGAAGAAGAAGAACAAGAAGAAAAAGAUACUAUUCAAGACAACAUAAGAGGGGGUCUGAGUGAACUGACAUUAGAUGAUAUCGAAAAAUUAAAGGAAACACAAGCUAAAAUGAAAGAUAGAGGCAAAGAAUUUUUUUUUUCUGAUUCCACAAAUGAGAAAUUGAAAGAUGUCAUGGAGGAAUCAUUUUCUGAUAAAUGUUUACAGGACCCAAAAAAUAAGGAAUUGGAAACAUGCAAAAUGAAAUUAAAGCGAAUGUCUCAAGAUUUAAAAAACGAAAGAGAUGUCGCUAAUGCAAAUGAAAGUAAGCUCUUAGAAUAUAUACAAGAAUUAAAAAGAAAAUUCCCUGAAAAAACAGAAGAAAAUGAAAAGUAUAAAUUAGUUGCAGAUAACAUUCCCGAUAAACCGGUAGAAAAUUUAAAAGAUCCAGUAUCCCCAGGAGACGAAAAAGGCUUUCUCAAAAAAGAAUUUUCAGCAUGCAAACAUAAAUUAGAACAAAUGUCUGAAACUUUAGAAGCUGUAAGAAAAAAUGCCGAUGCAAUCCUAAGCAAACGUUUAGAUGAAAUUGAAGAUCUAAAACGAAAACUGACUUUAGUAACAGAAGAUAAAGAAAAGUGUCAAUUAUUUGCAGAUGCCAUCCAGAAGAAAGUAGGUGACAAAAGUGAAGCAUCAAUACCAGAAGUAGAAAUAAGGGAUUUCAGAAAUAAAGGAUUAGAAAGUUGUGAACAGAAACUAGAUAAAAUAUCUCAAAGUUUAGAAGAUGAAAUGCUGAAUGCUGAAGAAACUAAAAACAAAUUUUUAAAUGAAAUAAAGGAACUAAGAAGAACAUUGGCUCAAAUAACUGAAGAUAAAUAUAAAGAAUCUAUAAAUGAAGCAGAUGCCAUUCAAGACAUACCAGUAGUAACCCCGAAAGGUUUAGUAACGAGUAAACAAAUAGACUUGCUAAAUAAAGAAUUAAAAGAAUGCAAACAGAAAAUAGAUCAAAUUACUAAACAAUUAGAAGAUGCAAAGCGUAAUGCUGAAUUAAUCCAAUAUAAGCAUUCAAAUGAAAUAGAUGAAUUGAAAAGUAAGCUGUCUGAAGUAACAGAUGCCAUUCAAGAUAAACCAAAAUUGCCAAUGAAAGAAUCAGAACCAAAUAAACCAAUUGGCAUGGGUAAUAAAGAGUUCGAUGAAUGUAAACAAAAACUAGAAGAAACUAUUCGGUAUUUAGAAAUUGAAAGAAAAAAUGCUGUUUUGAUACAGAGUAAUCAUUUAAAUGAAAUAGAAGAAUUAAAACGAAGUCUAGCCAAAGUAAAAAAUGAAAAUAAAAAAUAUCACUCAAUUACAGGUACUACUCAAGAUAAAUCAGAAGAGACACUGAAAGGACAAGUAUCAGACGAACAAAUGGUCUUGGCCAGUAAAGAAUUAAAAGAAUGUAAACAGAAAUUAGAAAAAUUUACUAAUAAUUUAGACCUUGAAACUAAUAAAUCAGUGGUAAUUGAAAAUAAAUAUCCAAAUGAAAAAGACGAAAUGAAAAACAAGCUUGCUGCAGUAACAGAGCCAAAUAAAAAAGACAUCCCAGUUACAGAAAGCAAUCAUGAUAAAACAGGCCUUACACUGAAAGUAUUAGUACCAGAUAAACCAACUGACUUGAGAAGUAAAGAACUAGAUGAAUGUAAAAAGAGCUUAGAAGAAAUGAAUCGAAAUUUAAAAGCAGAAAGGAAAAAAUUUGAUAUAAUGCAAAGCAAACAUACAGAUGAAAUUGAAGAUUUAAAAAGACAACUUACUCAAUUAUCAGAAGAGAAGGAAAAGAAUGCCGAGAUAAUCAAAACCCAAUUUUUAGACGAAAUAAAAGAAUUAAAAAAAAAGAUUACUCAAAUGACAGAUGAUAAAGAAAAUGAGAUCUUAGUUACAGAUUCUAUUAAAAAUAAACUAAAAAUGGACAAAGAAAAAUCACUAUCAGAUAAAGAAAUUAAAAAGGUGACAGAUAAAGAGUUGGAAGAAUGCGAUCAUAAACUGAAACAAAUGACUGACUAUUUAAAAGAAGAAGAGAAAAAUUCUGAGAAAUUACAAAAUAAUUUUUUGAAUGAAUUACAAGAAUUAAAAAGAAAGUUGGACAGGGUAACAGAAGAAAAGGAAAAGUAUAGAUUGUUGGAGGAUGCCAAAGACGAGAAAACAGGAAAAACUUUACAAGAUCCAAAACCAGAUGUAGAAAUCCAUGACACCAGAAAUAAAGAGUUAGAAGCUUGCAAAAAGACACUACAACAAAUGAUACAAAAUUUAGAAGAUGAAAAACAGAAAUCUGGGGUGAUUCAAAGUAACCACUUAAAUGAAAUAGCUGAAUUGAAAAGUAAGCUCGCAGAAGUAAAAGAGCAAAAUGGAAAGUACCACCUAGUUGCAGAUGCCAUUCUGGGUCAACCUGAAAAUACACUAAAAGAAGUGAUACCAGGUGGCCAAAAAAAGGACGUGGCAACUAAUGAUUUUGAAGAAUGUAAACUGAAACUACAGCAAAUGAAUCGAAAUCUAGAGGACGAAAAGAAAAAUUCUCAAGAAAUUCAAAGCCAACUUUCAGAUAAACUUACAGAGCUAAAAAGAAAACUAACUCAAUUAUCGGAAGAGAAAGAAGAGUAUCGCUUAGAUGCAGAUUUCCUGAAAAAAAAACUAGAAGAGACACUAAGAAAAUCUUCAAAAGAAGAACUAAAUGAUAUGAGAAAUAAAGAAUUACAAGCAUGUGAACAGAAAUUAGAGAAAAAUGCUCAAGAUCUAGAAGAUAAAAAACAGAACGAUAAAUUAAUCACAAACCAGUUAUUAGAUGAGAUAAAGGAAUUGAAAAAAAAGGUUACUCAAAUAACACAAGAUAAAGACAAAGCACAAUUAUUAGCCAAUACAAUUAAAGAUGAACUAAAACAAGCAAUGGAACAAUCAUUAAGAGACCAAGAAAUAAAUGAUAUAUCAAAUAAGGAGUUAGAAGCGUGCAAACUUAAACUAAAACAAUUAUCUCGCUCUUCAGAAUCGGAAGGAAAAAAUAACGAAAUAACACAAUUACGAAAUUUAAAUGAAAUAAAAGAAUCAGAAAGAAAUCUGGUAGACGAUCAAGAUAAAAAACCAUUUUCGUUAGAUGCUAAAAGAAAAGAAUUAAUAAAGGCUAUUGGAAAAUCAGGACCGGAAGGAAACAUAUUGGACUUAACAAAAAAAGAAUUGGAUGAGUGCAAAAUAAAACUUGAACAAGUGACUCGGUAUUUAGAAGCAGAAAGGCAGAAUGCCGAGGUAAUGAAAAACAAGCUUUUAGAUGAUUUGGGAGAGCUUAAGAAGAAACUGGCUCAAACGAAAGAAGACACUGCAAAAGAACCUAUAUUAGCUGAUGCUGUUCAAGAUAAGCUGAAAGAGGCGUUGAAAGUCUCUGUACAAAAUAAAGAUGCAAAGGACUUGACAAAUGAAGUAUUAGAAGCAUGCGAACUUAAACUUGAACAAACGACUCGAUAUUUAGAAGUCGAAAGAAAAAAUGCUGACUUAAUCCAAAGCAAACUACGAAAUGAAAUAGAAGAAUUAAAAAGAAAUUUAACCCAAGUACCUGCUACAGAGAUAAAGGAUACAAGUAAUAGAGAGUUGGAAGCAUGCGAACAGAAACUACAAAAAAUGAGAAGCGAUUUGAAACUAGAAAAGGAAAAUGCCGAGGCAACAAAAAACAAAUUUUUAAAUGAAAUAAAAGAAUUGAAACGUACGAUUAAUUUAAUGAUACAAGAUAAGAACACAAAGUUGUCCGCAGAUGUCAUUCCAGAUAAAGUGGCAGAGCUUUUAAAAGAAUCAGUACCCGAGAAAGAAAUGAAGGACUUAACGAAUAAAGAACUAGAGAAGUGUAGACUGAAACUGGAACAAAUGGGUAGAUAUUUAGAUGCCGAAAGGCAGAGUCACGAGGACACUAAAAAUAGAUGUGUAAAAGAAAUCGACAAUUUAAAGAGAAAGCUUGCUCAGGUGACUGAAGGUGAAAACGCAACCCCCUUAUUUUCAGAUAAUAGUCAAGAUGAAAUAAGUAAUGGGAUAAAGGCAUUAGUAUCGGAUGAAAAAAUUAAAGAUUUAGCAAAUGCAGAAUUAGAAGAAUGCAAACUCAAACUAGAAAAAAUGACUCGUUAUUUAGAAGCUGAAAGAGAAAAUUCUGAACUAAUAAAAAAUGAACUUUCAGAGGAAAUAAGAGAAUUGAAAAGAAAAUCAUUUGGAGUAACGGAAGUUAAGGAAAAUGAACAGUUGCGUUCUGGAAAAUUGAUAAGAUCAUUUGGAUUAACAGGAGUUAAGGAAAAUGAACUGUUACGUUCUGGAGAAUUGAAAAGAAGAUCAGCUGGAGUAAUGGAAGAUAAGGAAAAUGAACAGUUACGUUCUGGAAAAUUGAAAAUGUCAUCUGGAGUAACGGAAGUUAAGGAAAAUGAACAGUUAUUUUCCGAUUCUGAUAACGAGAAAUCUACGAAUGCAAAUGAAGUGAAACAUGUAGCAGCUACAACUGAAAUAAAGCUAAAGAAGGAUUUAGAAGAAGCUUUAAAACAAAUAGAACAACUAGUUAUCAGCCAGGAAAAAGACACAGCUCUCAUAGAUGCACUGAAACAAGAACUAGAGAACAAUAAAAUAGAAAUGGAAACAUUAUGCCAAGACAGAGAAAAAAUGCCAAAAGAAGUUCUAACAAAAUCUAGAGCUCUUAAAACAGAAGAGCCUGAUGUAAUCAUCACUCAAGAUUCCUUCAUCUCAAAAGUCAGAGACAUCAAGCAAGGUCCGAAGAGCGCAGAUGUCACGCCACGCCACGAUGCCAUCGACACACUGGACCAUGCUUUCGAAGAUCUUCUUAGAAAAUUGCUCCAGAAAGGUUUCAAGGGGCUGUCGCUGCCGGAGCUGGCGCGGCUGCACGAGCAGACGUGCGAGGCCACGCGCCUCCUGCUGCUGGACUCCGGGGGAGAACCUGCCUCCAGGCCCCCGCCAGGCGCCCCCAGCCCGCUGAUGGUCCUGGACCGCAUCAACCUCGAGGACAUCAAGCUGUCGCAGCAGGACCGCGCGCUGGUCGUCAGAGAGAGCCAGCUGGAGGCGCAAGUGCUGCAGCGGCGCAAGCGAGAGUGGGAGCUGAGCUUCCAGCGACACCAGCACAUUUGGAAGAUACAGGAGCUGGAAAAGGCCGGCAUCCUACGACCCGGAGCGGGCGGUCCGGAGACCAAGCGCACGCGCGGACGGGCGCAGUCCCUCCCCAGGAACUUACGGCCGCCGACGACCGUCAACUUGCGUGUGGAGGUCAGUCAGCGACGCCAGGACGCCAUAGUCGCCGGGCCGGCGAUCACGGACCAGGACAUGCCGCACGGCGCGGCCGAGAGCGCGGAGGGCGAGGCGGGGCGGCUGCGGGCGGAGCUGGCGCAGCUGCGGGCGGAGCUGGAAGGGCGCGAGGCGGAGCUGCAGCUGCUCCGCGAGCAGGCGAGGCUGGCGCAGGCGGACACCCGCCGCGUCCAGGCGGAGCUGGCGCGCAGCCAGGCCGCGCAGGGCAGACUGCAGCAGCUGCUCGACGCCAAGGCGGAGCUGUGCGCGGCCAAGGACGACCUCAUCAACGAGAUGAAAAGCGUGAUUUGCAAACUGAACAAAACACUUAACGACGAGGAGUCAUCACUGAUUGACCGCACAGAGUUAGAGCGACUUGUCGGGGAGAGUUCUGCCACUACUCAGGAAAACAUCUCGUGCAAAAAAAGUCUCCAAGAAAUUGAAACGGCGUACCACCUACUGAAAAGUGACUCGGAGGAAAUGAAAAGACAAGACGAAUGCAAGACAAUGCGCCUAAGCCAACUGUCUUUCGAGAACGAAACACUGCGCAAAAACGUGAACGACCGCGACGCACAGUGCUCCACCAUGAAGAGGCGACUGAAGAAACGGGAUUCGGAAAUACGUAAUUUAAAGACACAGCUGGCCAGCCAAGACGCCGCCCUAAUUGUACUCAAGAAGAAACAUGCCAUAGCAACAGAAAAAAUCCGUGAAGCUGAAAUGGAACACGAUCUCACGAAGAAUACGCUACUGACUUUGCUGGGAGAGCUGGAGUCGACGAGAAAACAACCGGCAGAACGAGAAACAAAAACUGUCCCGAAGGAAAAAAUUGGUGAUGAUGAAGACAUGAAAACAAUAUGUAUUGAAACUGACUCGGUGAAUGACUUGGAGAUGGAUUUUAAUCAGCCUGAACACAGAUUGUCAGAGAAAAGCAAAAUAACAAGUAAGCUACUUUCUCAAAUAAAAGUUGAGGUUAAUCGUGCCACGGGACUCUUAAGUGAAACUGAGACACAGUUGAUUGAUUCAAAGAAUGAAAUGCGAAAAAAAGAGCAGGAGAAUUCAAUCGAUGAGCAGAACAAAGAAGAGCUUGAGUUACUUUUCGCUCACGUGCAGCAAGUUUUGCGCGAAGUUCAGCAGAAAUAUCAGGAAGCAAAUAGUCAACUAGACGAAAUAAAAUUUAAAUUGACUGAUGCAAAACAUAGGCUGAACGAGAUUGAAGGAAAACGUGUUUUCACGAAUGAAAUGCAACUUGAACUAAGAAAAAACAAUUUGAACAUCAAAAAUUCGAACCUUUCUAACGAAGUUGAAAAUACCGAAGAGACAACAUCGUUCAGUGAGCAGGAAAAUGAGAGUUUUGGAGAAAGAGCUAGGAUGGUUGAAAUAACAGUCGAUGAAAAAUCCUGCAAAGAAAGGGAGGAUGAAUUAGAAUCCACAAAAACAGAACUCAAGGAUGCUAAGAACCAGCUCACGUGUUCACAAGUGCGACUUUUCAUCAUAGACUCAGAAUUCCGCGAGUUAAAACGAAAAAACGAUGAAUUAGAACUUGAACUCGCUCGACUAAAAUAUCCACAUGAGCAAGAAGAGCAUGUCCGGGUUGUUGAUAUGGUCCAUGAAGAUGGGAAGAUUCAUCAACCGACGGACGAAGAAGAACCUAAACUAACCAAGUGUCUGAGUGACUUACGAACUGAAAUACAAGACUCAGAAAAACUACUCACCGAACUAAAAGAACAACAUACACAAAUAAUUGAAGCAAUGGACCAGUUAACUACCGAAAGUCAGUGUAAAAGGACAGAGCUUGAGAAGGCAGAAGCACAGUAUGCUGAGAUAAGGCAAAAACUUUAUGAGAUGGAUAUUGACUACUUCUGCACAAAGAAGAAACUUGAAGAGAUAGCAUUAGCGUGUGCUGCUGCAACGAAGGAGCUAGCAGAAACUAAAACUAUGUAUGAUUGCACGAGCCAAAAACUUGCAAAAUGGAAAGUAGAGUACCUUAACAUUACGCAGCAGUUAGAAGAACUGAAAGCGAAACGCAUAUCUGUACGGAAUGAACUAAAUACACUACAGUCAGAAAAUGGUAAUGAAAACGAACUAAAUAAGUUGAAAAAUGAAUCGGCUGAGACCAAGCAACAGAUAAAUUUUACCAAAGCAGAAAUUAUCGCCGCACAAAAACAACUCAACGAGAACAUGCAGGAAAUGUAUUUAUCGCAACAGAUGCUGAAUGAAGCACAAGAAAAGUAUGCUGCUACAAAAAGAGAACUAGAAGAGAGAGUAUCACAUUUGGUACUUUUGAAAAAAAAUCUAUGUGAAACUAAAAUAGAAUACCGUCGCACUAACGAAGAGCUUGUGCAUAUCGAAGCUGCAUACACGGUCAAAAAAAGUGAUUUAAAUAAUUUUAAGGAAGAGUACGUCAAGACGAACGAAGAAUUACACCAGGUAAGUUUAGAGCAUGAAUAUACCAAGGAACAACUUGAUACGCUUCAAACAGAAUUAUCUCGCAGCAGUGAAGAGCUUGUUGACAUUGCAGCUGCCUGCACGAAUAAAAAACAAGAAUUAAAUAAACUUAAGAAAGAAUAUGUUAGAACGAAUGAGGAACUGCACCAGGUAAAAACAGAGCAUGAAUUUGCUAAGGAACAGCUUGAUACUCUUCAAACAGAAUUAUCUCGCAGCAGUGAAGAGCUUGUUGACAUUGCAGCUGCCUGCACGAAUAAAAAACAAGAAUUAAAUAAACUUAAGAAAGAUUAUGUUAGAACGAACGAGGAACUGCACCAAGUAAGAACAGAGCAUGAAUUUGCUAAGGAACAGCUUGAUACUCUUAAAACAGAACUAACUCACAGCAGUGAGGAGCUUGUUAAUAUUGAAGCUGCCUACACGAACAAAACAAAUAAUUUAAGUAAAUAUGAGGAAGAAUAUUUAAAGACGAACGAAGACUUGAAAAAUAUAAAAAUAGAGCAUGAACGUGCAAAAGAACAGUUUGAUACUCUUCAAACAGAAUUAUGUUAUAUUUAUGAGGAGCUUGGUCAUUUUAAAGAUGCAUACAAGAAUACAGAAUAUGAGUUAUGCAUAUUUAAAGAAAAUUAUUUUAAGACGAAAGAAGACUUGAACAAUACAAAAACAGAUCAUGAAUUUGCAAAGCAACAGCUUGAUACUCUUCAAUCAGAAUUAUCUUGCAUUAAUGAGGAAUUUGGUCAUGUUGAAGCUGCAUACAAGAACAAAACAUUUGAAUUAAAUAAACUUAAGGAAGAAUAUCUGAAGACAAAUGAGGACUUGCAUAAAAUAAAAACAGACCAUAACUUUGCAAAGGAACAGCUAAAUGAUUUUUGUAAAAACUUGGCUAACAUAAAUAUGCAAGCUAUUGAGAGUGAAAAAGAACUCGCUAGUGCAAAAGAUUAUUUGAAUGUGCUGCAAACAGAACUUCAUGCCACAACGAACGAACUUGAGCAAGUGAAUUCCCGAAAGACAAAACACGAUGAUUCAAAAGAAAAACAGGAUGUAGCUACCUGGCAGAAGGAAAACGAAAUAGCGUGGAAAAACAAAUUGGAAGAAUGUUCAAAACAUAAUGAAUUUCUUAGAAACGAACUAGAGAAGGCAGAAAGUCAUAUUUCAAGUCUAACCGGAAAAAUAUUAAAUCUUGAAAACUCACUUCAACAAAUGAAAACAUUAAAUGAAAAUAGCAUUGGUGAGGUGACAGAGAAUCAACCAACAAAAAACAAAAUAAAAGAACUCGAGUUGGAAUUGCUUUGUCAAGAGAAGGAAAAGAAAAUGCUGCUUUCAUUCAUUUCCAUCCUUAAAGACAGGAUAAAACAGUACGAUACAGAGGUUACAACUGCAACUGUGGCAGAGUGGAAUGAGUUGCAAAAACAGUCUUCGAAUAGUUUUGAGCUUCAGGCAAUGGAGUUAGAGGUUCUAGGCAAUAAGCUCGAACAAAUGGGGAAAGAGCUAAUAAAUACUCUUGAAUGGGCAUCGCAAAUGGAGACACCACAAAUAGUACAGACCGAAUUGGUAGAAACUUUGAGUGAACGGCUGAACAUCGACCGAUCCGACAUGACUCGGGCUGAGCAGUACGAAUUACUCGGUUUCAUUCAGUGCUCCAUCUCAGGUAUUUUGCUUGAUAUUGCUGAUCACUUUUUGAAUGAGGAAGCUUUAAGGAAUGCAAUUGCUGACAUUGGCACCGCUCAAGAUGAUGUUAAGCAAUUAGAAAGGAAAUUUUGCGACGUUUGUUCGGAAAAGGAGAUGCUUCAAAAGAAACUAGAGGGAGCUGAAAAUCAAUUACGUGAAGAAAAGUUAGCGCAUGAAGAGUGUGAGAAUCAGUUGCGAAUGCUGGCCAAAACAUUCUCAGAGCAUAAAGAAAUUAGGUCCCUAAGUCCCUUGGGUGAAGACGUCAUUGAAGAUGAACAUGACAGGCAAGAAGCAGAAAUGAUUGAAAACAAGCUUUUAAAUGAAAUUGCCGAGUUAAAAAAAAAACUCACUGAAAUAACAGAAGAAAGGGACAGAUAUAGGUCGAUUGCAGAUAUUAUGGAAGAUGAUCAAGACGGGACUUCAGAAGAUUCUCUGACAGAGGAAGAAGGGAAAGAAUUCAGUAUUAAAGAUUUACAAGAGUGUAGACAUAAACUUAAGCAACUAAUCAAAUAUUCAGAAGCCGAAAUGCUAAAGGCUAAAGAAAUACAAAAAAAUCUUUUGAAUGAAAUAGAUGAAUUGAAAAGAAACAUAACCCAAGAAACAGGAAUGCUACCCUUAUAUUCCGAUGCCAUUCAAGAUAAACUAGGAGAGGCUACAAAAGAAUUAACACCAGAGGAAAGUGUCAGGCAUAUGACCAAUACAGAACUACAUGAAUGUAAGGCCAAAUUAGAAGAUAUGGCACGUCUUUUAGAAGCUGAGAGGCAGAAUGCUGACGCAAAGAAAAACAACAUUUUUGAUGAAAUAAAAGGAAUGAAGCGAAAGAUUCCUCAAAUUAUAGACGAUGAGGACUUAUUUGCAAGUGUUAUUAAUGAUAUAUUAAAAAAUAUUGUGAAAGAUUCAGCAUUAGAUGAGGAAUCAAAAGAUUCGACAAAUAAACAAUUAGAAGAAUGUCAACUCCAAUUAGAAAAAGUUAUUCAACAUUUAGAUGCCGAAAGGCAGAACGCCGAGAUGAAAAUAAACAAACUUUUAGAAGAAAUAGAAGAUUUCAAAAUUAAAUCGACAACAGAAACAGGAGAAGAAAAGUCUCCCUUACUUACCGAUGCCACUCAAGAUAAAUUGGUAGAUGAUUCAAGAGAACUGCCACAUGAUGAAGAAAAGUCGAACUUGACAGAUAAAGAAUUACAAGAGUGCAAACUGAAACUAGAAGAAACAACUCGCUUUUUGGAAGAUGAAAGAAAGAAUACAGAGGCAAUAAAAAACAAAUUCUUAGAGGAAAUGAAUGAUUUAAAGAUAAAACUGCCUCAAAUUAAAGAUGACAAAGAUAUAGAUUCUUUAUUUGCAGAUAUAAUAACUGAUAAAGGGGAAAAAUCAGAACCACUUGAAGAGCUAAAAGAUUUGACAACGAAUGAAUUAGAAACAUGCAAACUCCAGCUACAACAGUUGACUAAGUAUUUAGAAGAUGAAAAACUUAGUCAACGUGAACAUUUAAAUAAAAUAGAAGAACUAAAAAGGAAGAUAGCACAAGCAACAAAUGAAAAAGAAGACGAAAAUUUAAUACAAGAAGCCAUCCAAGAAAAGCCAGAAGAGACAUCUACGGAAUUGGUUUCAUUAGAUAAAAAAAUAGACUUGACAAGCGAAGAUUUUGAAGAGUGCAAACUGAAGCUAGAAAAAAUAAGUAAAUAUUCAGAAGCCGAAAGACAAAAUGCUGAGUCUGUUCAAAGAAAACUUUUGGAAGAACUGGACGGAUUAAAAAAGAAGUUGGCUCAAUUAUCAGAAGAAAGAGAAAAGUCUCAUUUGGUUUCCGAUACUAUUCAAGAUGAUGCGGAUAUGACUCGAAAAGAAAUGGCAUCAGAAGACGAACCAAAAGUUUUGACAAAUAAAGAAUUAGAAGAGUGUAUGCUGAAACUAGAAAAAAUGACCCAACAAAUGGAAACAGGAAGGCAAGAUGCUGAGGUAUUGAAAAAACAAUUUUCAGAUGAAAUAGGGGAAUUGAAGGAAUGUUUGACUAAAAUGGCACAAGAAAAAAGUAAAGAUUCCAUAAAUGACCUAUCGAAGGAAGACAUUGAACAAUCUCUAUCUGAUAAAGACUUACAGGACCUGAAAAAUAAAGAAUUAGAAGAAUGCAAAAUGAAAUUAGAACAAAUGUCUGAAGAUUUAAAAAAUGUAAGUGAUAUCGCUAAUGUAAAUGAAAGUAAGCAUUUAGAAGAAAUAGAAAAAUUAAAAAAAGAAUUGGCUGAAGCAAAGCAAGAAAACGAAAAUGAACAAUUAGUUACAGAUGCUAUUCCCGAUAAGCCGGCGGUAGACAUUGUGAAGGAAUCAGUAUCACCUGGGGAAACAGAUUUCAGAAAUAAAGAAUCUGAAGAUUGCGAACAAAAACUGGAACAAAUGUCUCGAACUUUAGAGGCUGAAAGGCAAAAUACCGAGCUAUUAAAAAGCAAAUUUUCCGAUGAAAUUAAAGAAUUGAAACAAAAAUUGAUCGCGGUGACAGAGGAAAAAGAUAUUGAUGUAAAAAAGGAUAAAUUAGAAGAACCCAAACAAGAAAUAACGGAAGAAAUUGUUUCACAAAAAGCUCCCACAAGUGUAGAGUCUGAAAUAGUUCAAGUAAAAACUCAACGUGAAGUAGAAGCAGCAUUGCCAUCAAAACGGACCAGUAUACAUGACCUUGAUAUGAGAGAUUUAUUAAAUCAAGAACUGGAAGCAUGUGAAAAGAAACUAGAGAAAAUGUCUCACGAUUUAGAAAGUGAAAAGCUGAAUGCAGAGGAAAUGAAAAACAAAUAUUUAAAUGAAAUAAAAGAAUUGAAUACAAAAAUGUCUCAAAUAACAGAAAAUAAAGAUAAAGUACAAGAGGCAUUGAAUGAAUCUUUACAGGCUGAAGAAAUAAAAAAUAUGAAAAAUAAAGAAUUAGAAGCAUGUAACCAGAAGCUAGAGAAAAAUGCUCAAGAAUUAGAAGAUGAAAAACAGAAAGCCGAGACAGCAAAAAAAAAGUUUUUGGAUGAAAUAAAAGAAUUAAAACAAAAGCUGUCUCAAAUAACGGAAGCUAAAGAUGGUAAACCACUGUCGGUAGAUGCAAAGACAGACGAAUUAAAAGAUAUUAUGGAAAAAUCAGGACCCGAAGAAAACUUAAUAGACUUAACAAAUAAAGAACUAAAUGAUUGCAAAAUAAAACUUGAACAAGUGACUAAAUAUUUAGAAAAUGAAAAGCAAAAAGCUGAGGUAUUUCAACAUGAAAUAGACGAAUUAAAAAGAAAGCUGACACAAGUACCUGGUACAGAAAUAAAGGAUACAAGUAAUAGAGAGUUGGAAGCAUGCGAACAGGAACUACAAAAAAUGACAAGCGAUUUAAAACAAGAAAAGGAAAAUGCCGAGGCAGCAAAACACCAAUUUUUAAACGAAAUAAAAGAUUUGAAAAGAAGGUUAUUUGAAUUAAUGAGUGCCAAAGGAAAACAACAGCUACCUUCCGAUUCUGAUCUCGAUGAAGAGGAAAAUGAAGCAAAGAAAGCUAAACCCAAGGUCUCAGAGGUAACUGUUCCAGAAAAAGAAGCAAUAGAAUUAGAGCCUGAAAUUGUUCAAGUCAAAAAGCAAUUUAAAGUAGAAGCAGCAGUACCAAGAAGAGACAAAUCGGCAACUUCAAGUGAAGAAAAGAAACUUGCUACAACUGAAAAUGAAGCCAGGCUUAAGACAGAUUUAGAAGACGCGUUAAGAAAAAUAGACGAACUUGUCAUCAGCAAGGAAAAAGACCGAAAGAAUGCUCAGUCGACCAUAGAUUCAUUAAACAAGGAACUGAAAAAUGCUAAGAAUAACUUAGCUCAGUUGUCUAGUGACUACGAAAAAGAAAAACGUCGCUUAGAAGCUCUCAUAGAUGCACUGAAACAAGAACUAGAGGAAAGAAAAAUAAGAAUGGAGCCAAAAGAAGAUAAAAUAAAACAAAGCACUGAAGAGGCUGAAAAGAGGGGGACUCGUAAAACAGAAGAGCCUGAUGCAACCAUUACUCCAGACUUCAAGCAAGACCCGGCGCUAGCAGCCCCAGAGACGCGCCAGAUCGCCCGGUGCCGAGCUUCCGAGGACCUGCUCCGCAAACUGCUCGAGCUAGGAUUCCAGGGGCUGUCGCUGCCGGAGCUGGCGCGGCUGCACGAGCAGACGUGCGAGGCCACGCGCCUCCUGCUGCUGGACUCCGGGGGAGAACCUGCCUCCAGGCCCCCGCCAGGCGCCCCCAGCCCGCUCAUGGUCCUGGACCGCAUCAACCUCGAGGACAUCAAGCUGUCGCAGCAGGACCGCAUGCUGGUGGUCAGAGAGAGCCAGCUGGAGGCGCAAGUGCUGCAGCGGCGCAAGCAAGAGUGGGAGCUGAGCUUCCAGCGACACGAGCACAUCUGGAAGAUACAGGAGCUGGAGAAGGCCGGCAUUCUGCGGCCCGGAGCGGGCGGUCCGGAGACCAAGCGCGCCAAAUCCGUGUCCCGCUGGGGAGAUGCUCCAAGGAACCUGCAGCAACGCCCGUCUCAUCUCGGCAGGACUAUUUGCGUCCCUCCCAGCAUGAUGCAAAUUCGUUCCAGACCCUGGUAACAUGCCAGGACUAAAUUAAGAAUCGGAAGAAACGUUGUGAAGAUUGGAAUCAUUGUGUGCCUAUUUUUGCUAGUGGGUCCUUUGUGUACAGUGUAAAAUUAUUUUCAGUUCAUUGAAAAAAAAAUUUUUUUUUUGAAAUGUGAAA